Messenger RNA from Fomitopsis serialis, 585 nucleotides. RefSeq lists its product as uncharacterized. The transcript has 4 exons. Bases 1 to 585 code for a protein of 194 amino acids. The record is from RefSeq and is a predicted model, not a curated record. Lineage: Eukaryota; Fungi; Basidiomycota; Agaricomycetes; Polyporales; Fomitopsidaceae.
AUGACGGUCCAUGACGGCGCAGGAUUAGGCGGGGGAAAUGCAGACGGGCGAGCGAGCAGCCAAGUAGGUGGGUGGACAGGUGGAACAGCAAUUGAGAGAACAAAGCAGGCGAGAGCAGCCGCCCACCUCACGCUCGUGCACACGAUGCUCGAUCCCUCCACACGCGCGGUGCCGACGGGCGAGACGUCCACGCUCCCGACAUCGCUCGUGGCGACCUCGCUCGGGCACCGCGCGGAGCCGAGCGCUCCAUGGUACGAUCCCGCGCUGGGACACCUGCGCACGCUCGGCGGGCGGGUGCUCGACACGGUGGGGUGGACGGUGGAUGGUGAGUUUGCGGAGGACGUGCUGCCGAGGACGGUGGAGGGGGAGGACCCGCCUCCGGAGACUGAGAAGGCGUGGCGCGAGGGAUGGAUAGCCAUACAGCUCACUCUGCUCGAAGCAAGCAGGCUUGUAUGCGGCGGGCUCAUCAAGCUGAUAUCGGGGCUGUCGAGCCGGACUAGCGGGCACUCACCUGGUUUAUGCGCCUCCAGCGAUGCUCUUGGUGCACCGCUGAAGCUCCUACAAGCUGCGGCUCACGCAGCCUGA